AUGAUACUGUCGCUGGCGGCAGCGGCGGUGGCCGGGAGCGGCCUGAACUCCUCCUUGGCCCCGGACCCCGCCAACUGGUCGGCGUCGGCGUGGUGGGAGGAGCCGUCCAACUCUUCUUCGGAGCCGGAGGUGCGCGCCCAGCCGGAGCCGCGUCCGUCGGAGGUGAGCCCCUGGGACGUGGCGCUGUGCGUGACGGGGACGCUCAUCUCUUGUGAGAACGCGUUGGUCAUCGCUGUGCUGUUCUACGCGCCGGGACCCCGGGCGCCCACCUUGGUCCUGAUGGGCUCGCUAGCAGCCGCCGACCUCCUGGCCGGUUUGGGCCUCAUCCUGAACUUUGUCUUCACCUACCUGGCGACCGGCUGGCCCGAACCUGCCGGUUUGCUCUCAGCCGGGCUCCUGCUCUCGGCCUUCUCGGCCUCUGUCCUCAACGUGCUGGCCAUCACGGUGGACCGCUACUUGUCGCUGUACAACGCGCUGACCUACCACACGGAACGGACGCUGACCUUCACCUACGCCAUGGUUGCGUCCAUCUGGCUGGCGUGCGUGACGCUGGGCCUGUUGCCGGCACUGGGCUGGAACUGCCUGCGUGAUCGCUCGGCGUGCAGCGUCUUCCGACCGGUGACCAAAAGCAACGCGGUGGCGCUAGCCGUGGCCUUCCUGCUGGUCUUCGCGCUCAUGAUGCAGCUCUACCUGCAGAUCUGCAAGAUCGCCUUCCGCCACGCGCAGCAGAUCGCCGUGCAACACCAGUUCCCGGCCAGCUCCACCACCAAGGGCGUUUCCACGCUGUCGGCUAUCUUGUGUGCCUUCGGGGCGUGCUGGCUCCCAUUCGCCGCCUACUCCGCCGUGGCCGAUUCCAGCUACCCGGCCGUGUACGGCUACGUGGCGGCAUUGCCCGCCACCUGCUGCUCCGUCAUCAACCCAGUCAUUUACGCCUUUCGCCACCCGGACAUCCAAAAAUCGCUGUGGAUGGCGUGCUGCGGUUGCGUCCCGCACGACCUCUCGCCCAGACCGCGGGCCUCCAGCGACGUGUAG
Nerophis lumbriciformis (worm pipefish) is the source of this 1032-nucleotide messenger RNA. Lineage: Eukaryota; Metazoa; Chordata; Actinopteri; Syngnathiformes; Syngnathidae. The record is from RefSeq and is a predicted model, not a curated record.